GCUCCCAUACACCUUCCUUUUACACAUACCUAAAAAUAGCUGAAAACACACAAAUAACAACAACAUCAACAUCUCCAACUACACGACAACCCACCACUUCAAUGGCAAAUUUCUCCUCAUAAAGCCCACUUUCAACUAACCUUAUUGAUAUUUUAGCCUUCCCUUUUCCCUUUUUUCGCAAAUCUUGAAACGACCCUUUCAAUACUUUAGCCCUUUUUUCGCAAAUCUUGAAACUACCCAUCUGAUAUUUUGCAAUUUGGAAGUACACCUUUGAUUUUAUUUGGUCAUUUUUGGAGAAAAAUUUGAACUUUACCCUUUUCUUGCAAAUCUUGAAACUACCCUUUUUUUUGGGCAAAUUUCAAACUACCCAUCUCAUAUUUUGGCCCUUUGAAUCAACCCAUCUGAUUAUAUUUUUUUCUUUUUUGGGAAAAAUUUGAACUUUACAUAUUUUGGUUAGAUUUUAAAGAAUCCAUGGCCGGCACAGCUACAGCCGGCGAUACAAGCACUAGCAGUAAUUUAGCUCCGGCUAGAAGUGUAAGCAAAAAGGAAAAUCAGGGACUUUUAUUGGGUAGAUAUGUAAUUGGGAAAUUACUUGGUCAUGGUACUUUUGCUAAGGUGUACCAGGCUAGGAAUGUUAAGUCAAAUGAUAGUGUUGCAAUUAAGGUUAUUGAUAAAGAGAAGAUCUUGAAAGUUGGUCUUAUUGAUCAUAUAAAACGUGAGAUCUCUAUUCUUAAAAGAGUUAGGCAUCCAAACAUUGUUGAAUUGCAUGAAGUUAUGGCUACGAAAGCCAAGAUUUACUUUGUUAUGGAGUAUGUUAAAGGUGGUGAGCUCUUUAAUAAGGUUGCCAAAGGCAGGCUUAAAGAAGAAGUUGCUAGAAAAUAUUUCCAGCAGUUAAUCUCUGCUGUCGCGUUUUGUCAUGCCCGUGGUGUUUACCAUAGGGAUUUAAAACCGGAAAAUAUUCUAUUAGAUGAAGAUGGCAAUGUCAAAGUUUCUGAUUUUGGCCUUAGUGCUAUUUCAGAACAGAUUAAGCAAGAUGGGCUUUUUCAUACUUUCUGUGGUACCCCGGCUUAUGUGGCGCCGGAGGUGUUAGCUAGAAAGGGUUAUGAUGCAGCUAAAGUUGAUAUUUGGUCAUGUGGGGUGAUACUUUUUGUGUUAAUGGCAGGGUAUUUACCAUUUCAUGAUCAGAAUAUUAUGGCUAUGUAUAAGAAGAUAUAUAAGGGUGAAUUUAGAUGUCCUAGAUGGUUUUCGCCUGAAUUAACUCGGUUUUUAAAGCACCUCCUUCAUAUAAAUCCUGAAAAAAGGAUCACUAUUCAGGAGAUUAUGAACAAUAAGUGGUUCAAGAAGGGUUUUAAACAUGUAAAAUUUUACAUUGAGGAUGAUAAGAUGUGUAGUAUAAAUGAUGAUGAAUACGGCGGGGUUGAUUAUUCGUCUGAUAUAUCAGAGUCUGAAUCUGAGAUGGAGAUAAAGAGGAGGUCGGCUAGUUUGCCUAGGCCAGCUAGCUUGAAUGCAUUUGAUAUCAUUUCGUUUUCCCGGGGCUUUGAUUUGUCCGGUUUGUUUGAGGAGGGAGGAGACGGGUCGAGGUUUGUAUCGGGGGCUCCCGUGCCCAAGAUCAUAAGCAAGUUGGAGGAAAUUGCUAAAGUUGUGAGCUUUGCAGUAAGGAAGAAGGAUUGUAAAGUGAGUAUGGAGGGGUCUAAGGAGGGUGCAAAGGGACCGUUGACAGUUGCAGCUGAGAUAUUUGAGUUGACGCCAUCAUUGAGAGUUGUUGAGGUGAAGAAGAAAGGAGGUGAUAGCGUGGAGUACGAGGAGUUUUACAACAGGGAAUUGAAGCCAGGGUUACAGAAUUUAACUCAUGAAGUCGUCCAUCCUGUUGAUUCAUCACAUUUGCCAUCAGAUACUGAAUAGAGAGAUAGAGAGAAGGGAAAAGGGUAAGCUCUUUUCUCUUUCUUUUUAAUAUCUUUAGGUGCAUUUGUAUAGGUAGCACUCUGUAUUCAUUACACUUGCAUCUUUUAUUAGCUAACGUUCCAAGGUUGUCAUAUCUUGUAAUUUCUAUUCUUGUUGUGGAUGUUAUAUAAAGUUAUCUAAAAAAUGGAACACAUCAGUUGUAUCAAAAUUGGCUCGUUUCUCAA
Molecule: messenger RNA, 2126 nt
Organism: Lycium ferocissimum
Lineage: Eukaryota; Viridiplantae; Streptophyta; Magnoliopsida; Solanales; Solanaceae
Product: CBL-interacting serine/threonine-protein kinase 12-like
Exons: 1
Coding region: 472-1902 (476 amino acids)
Biological process (GO): signal transduction; protein phosphorylation
Molecular function (GO): protein kinase activity; ATP binding
Source: RefSeq, a predicted model, not a curated record